ACCUGCGCGCGAGCAGGGGCAUGAAGGCGCCGGCGCGCAUUCUGCUGUCGGGCAGCUCGGCGGGAGGGCAGGCGGUGGUGACGCUGUGCGACCUGCUGCCGCUGCUCUUCCCGCGCGCGCUCGUCAAGUGCAUCAUGGACGCGGGGCUCUUCGUCGACGCGGAGGACCGCACAAAGCGGCGAGCGUUUGCAGGCAUGGUGAAGGCCACGGUGGCGCUGCACAACAUGCGAGUCAACUGGCGCUGCAGUCAAACCAUGUCCCCCGCCAACCAGUGGCAGUGCUUCUUCCCGCACCAAGCGUUACGCUUUGUGUCAUCCCCAGUGCUGGCGGUGAACUCUCUCUUUGACUACCCGCCAGGCGGCUGCUUCUAUCCCGCCAACCCACUCACUGCUCCCACCUCCUUCCAACUCCCUUCGUACAGCCAUGUCCCCCGCCAACCAGUGGCAGCGGCUGCUUCUAUCCCGCCAACCCACUCACUGCUCCCACCUCCUUCCAACUCCCUUCGUGCAGCCAUGUCGCCAGUCAACCAGUGGCGCUGCUUCUUCCCGCACCAAGCGUUACGCUUUGUGUCAUCCCCAGUGCUGGCGGUGAACUCUCUCUUUGACUACCCGCCAGGCGGCUGCUUCUAUCCCGCCAACCCACUCACUGCUCCCACCUCCUCCCAACUCCCUUCGUGCAGCCAUGUCGCCAGUCAACCAGUGGCGCUGCUUCUUCCCGCACCAAGCGCGGCUGCUUCUAUCCCGCCAACCCACUCACUGCUCCCACCUCCUCCCAACUCCCUUCGUGCAGCCAUGUCACCAGUCAACCAGUGGCGCUGCUUCUUCCCGCACCAAGCGUUACGCUUCGUGUCGUCGCCCGUGCUGGCAGUGAACUCGCUCUUUGACUACCGCGCGCUCAUGCUGGGCAACCAGCUGCCCGCCAACCAGGCCCAGGCCACUGCCUGCCUGCGCCAGAUCGCCAAGGAGGGCGGCACCGACCUGCUCAGGCUCGUCACCAGCCAGUCCUGGCGCCACGACCCGUCCGCACUGGCGGAGAUUCAGUCAGGAGGGACGUUGUUUCCUGGAGGUGAUUAUAAGGGGGGGAGUUUGGAAAUUGGGUUGACGAGUACAGUGGAGGAAGGGGACAGUCCUGGGAACGGGAAGGGUGGGAAGAGGAAAGGAAAGGGGGGUGGUGGAGGAGCAGGGAAGGGGAGAAGGGUGAGGGGGUCAGCAGGUGCAGCAGCGGCUGAAGCGCCUGUGUGCGCGCCCGAGGAGCACAAGGCGGUGCUGAAUGUGGCGUGGCAGAUGAUUCAAUACACGGAUGCUGCUUCCCUGGAGCUCGGACCCACCGGUGACGUGAUGAAGGGAAGGAAAAAGGACGGAUUUCGAGAAGGGACGGACAGUGGACGGCUGGUGGCAAGGAAAUAUGACGAGAGGGGAGGCGCGACGAUGGGAGGGGAGGCGCGACGAUGGGCGGGGAGGCGCGACGAUGGGCGGGGAGGCGCGAUGAUGGGCGGGGAGGCGCGACGAGGAGAGGCACGAGGAGACCACAACGAGGGGACGGGACGGGACAAGGGGAGGCGCGACGACGGGGGAACCGACGAGGGGAGGCGACGAGUGUGUGUGCACGCUUCGGGAAAUUCGGAAUGA
Messenger RNA from Closterium sp. Naga37s-1, 1628 nucleotides. NCBI's taxonomy places the organism in Eukaryota, Viridiplantae, Streptophyta, Zygnematophyceae, Desmidiales, Closteriaceae. The record is from the annotation of a GenBank genome assembly.